Molecule: messenger RNA, 2034 nt
Organism: Xyrauchen texanus (razorback sucker)
Lineage: Eukaryota; Metazoa; Chordata; Actinopteri; Cypriniformes; Catostomidae
Product: pleckstrin homology domain-containing family A member 8-like
Exons: 13
Coding region: 88-1731 (547 amino acids)
Biological process (GO): intermembrane lipid transfer; ceramide transport
Cellular component (GO): membrane; cytoplasm; cytosol
Molecular function (GO): ceramide 1-phosphate binding; ceramide 1-phosphate transfer activity
Source: RefSeq, a predicted model, not a curated record
UGAGAAUUAUCUCGAGUUUCUCAAAGCGUUCCUGUUGAGCUUAGUGUUGCCACGACUAAGGAAUGAUUUGUCAAGUGACGCUCUACCAUGGAGGGAGUUCUAUAUAAAUGGACUAAUUAUAUCAGUGGUUGGCAGCCCCGUUGGUUUGUUUUGGAAGGAGGCACCCUUUCCUACUAUGACUCCCAAGAAGAUGCAUGGAAAGGAUGCAAGGGCAGCAUCAAAAUGUCUGUGUGUGAAAUACAAGUUCAUCCAUCAGAUUUCACAAGGGUGGAUCUGGUCAUUCCAGGAGAACAAUACUUUUAUCUCAGGGCAAUUAAUGCAGCAGAGAGGCAGAAAUGGCUUGUGGCAUUAGGAACUGCAAAAGCCUGUCUCACAGACAACCGAACCAAGAGAGAGAAGGAGCUACAGGAGAAUACGGUGGCUCUGAAAACAAAAAUGUCUGAGCUGAGGCUGUACUGUGACCUUCUCCUCCAGCAAGUGAACAAAAUAAAAGAUGAUCCUCUGGCUGAAAAAAUGGACAAUUCUGGGGAGGGAGGAGAUGAGACGGGAAGUCUAGUGAAGUCCACAUGCACCACCUUCUUGAAGACUCUAGAAGAGUGUAUGCAGAUCGCCAGCCGGACCUUUAACCCUGACCUCACUGGUCGAACUCCUCCAGGCUCUCCCCCUGUGGCUACCAUCAAACCUCAGAAGAUCAAACUUGCUGAUUCAAAAAAUCAGUACCCUGGAGAAAAACAGAAGGACUCAAUAAAAAUAUCAGGUAGUACAUCAGCACAUGAGAGUGGACAAGAAAAUGAACCAGAUCCAUGUACACAAGAGAACAAACCAACAUCUCCUACAGGAAGCAGUUUAAAUGAGGAACAUGAAGAACCCUUGAAGCCUUACAAUGGUUCUUCAUCAAGCACAAAAGACGCUGAAGAGACUAUAUCUCCUGCAGGAGAGGAAAAGAAGGACCGACCGACAGAAGAAGCAGACUACGCAAAAGAAGAUCAACCGAGCACUGCACAGAACAAAGAGCAAAAGGUCAAUGAAGAAAUGUAUAAUGUAGAAGUGAAUAAACCUCAGUCUGAUGGCAAACAUGAUGAGGAAGAUGAGGUGGAUACAUUCUUCAGUACCAUGAGCCACAGAUUUAGUGAUAUAAUUCUGGAAGACGGCAUUGGUAUUCCUACACAGGCCUUUUUGGAUUCUUGCUAUGCUAUAGUACCAGUUUUAGACAAGCUUGGACCAACUGUCUUUGCUCCAGUUAAAAUGGAUUUUGUGGGAAAUAUUAAGAGAGUCCAACAGAAGGUGGUGUCAGAUCCUGAGAGUUUCCCCACUCUGCAGAGCAUCGUGCUGCAUGAGGUGAAGACAGAGGUUGCACGGGUGCGAAAUUCAGCCACAGAAGCACUGCUUUGGCUCAAACGUGGUCUGAAGUUUCUCAAAGAAUUCCUCUCUGAAAUCAACACAGGGGAGAAGGAUGUGCAAGGAGCUCUUAAUAAUGCAUAUGGAAAAACACUAAGGCAAUUUCAUGGAUGGGUUGUGCGAAGCGUUUUUGCACUGGCUCUACGGGCCACCCCAUCCUAUGGGGGCUUCAUGGCUGCUCUGGUCUCUAAUGAAGGCGAUGAGUUGAAGGAGGGCUUCACCACAGGCAUGCAUAGAGACCUGGAGAUCUACCUGCCUGCAAUGGAAAAACAGCUGUCCAUCUUGGACUCUCUCUAUGAGGAGUACGGCCUGGAAUCAGAUGAGAUUGUGUGACUAAAACAUUCAAACCCGCACAGUGAAUAGAGCUUGGUGCUGACAAAGCUGAUCAGUGUUCCAGCAGUGGAGUUGUACACUCUCUCUCGCUUGCAGUGAUAACCAAGCCUGAUUUGUGGAGGUUUGUGUUUAAGAAGGCAGGGAAGUUUCUGUAAGGCCAGGCUUGAUAUUACUGACCAAUAGUGUGCGUGUUAUAAAAUGUGACAUUUGCAGACUCCGACUCAAACACCAAUAACAGAUUUCCCUGUAAAAUGUAAAAAGCCACUUCAAACUUGCACUGAUCAGCCACAACAUUAAAACCAC